Messenger RNA from Cryptomeria japonica (Japanese cedar), 1405 nucleotides. Its product is annotated as WAT1-related protein At5g07050. The coding region runs from base 191 to 1303 and encodes 370 amino acids. The record is from RefSeq and is a predicted model, not a curated record. Gene Ontology annotation, cellular component: plasma membrane. NCBI's taxonomy places the organism in Eukaryota, Viridiplantae, Streptophyta, Pinopsida, Cupressales, Cupressaceae. Gene Ontology annotation, molecular function: transmembrane transporter activity. The transcript is spliced from 7 exons.
AAUAAACCAUCUUUCCUUCUAGAUUGUGCAAGUUUAUAUUCUGUUCAAAAACCAAUUAAUUGCAGGCAUCUUCUGCUUCUGUAAUUUUCAGUAUUGGUCUUUCAUCUUAAGGAAGGAGAACUAGAAUAGCUGGUUUAUUAGAGAAGGGAAAAUAAGACCGAGAAAUCUGUGUUUUAAUUGGACAGGGAGAAUGGCUGAAUUUGGAAAGUGCCUGUUUGGAUGUUUACCAUCAUUUUAUGAAAAAUCUAAGCCAGCCUUGGCCAUGAUAAUUGUUCAGAUUUGCUUUGCAGGGUUGAAUAUACUAUCAAAAAUUGCACUGAACCAGGGCAUGUCUCACUAUGUAUUAAUAUUUUACAGGCAAUUAUUCGCUACAAUAGCUACAGCUCCUGUGGCUUACAUCUUGGAAAGGAAGACAAGGCCAAAGCUGACAAUCAGAAUCUUUGGUGAAAUUUUCAUCUGUAGUUUUCUUGGGAUCUCAUUGAAUAUGAAUUUUUACUACACAGGAUUGAGUUAUACAACAGCGACAUUUUCAACUGCACUGCUCAAUCUAGUCCCUGCCAUUACUUUUCUAAUGGCUAUUGUUUUUAGGAUGGAAAGAUUAAGUAUUAGGAGUCUGGCUAGUCAAGCAAAGAUAGUUGGAACCUUAGUUUGUGUGAGUGGAGCCAUGACAAUGACAUUCUACAGAGGAAUAAAAAUACAGCUAUGGCCAUCACCUUUCGAUUUGAGUCGAUACACUAAGAGCAAUACAACUACUGAAGAUUUCACUAAAGGUUCUUUGUUCGUGGUGAUGGGUUGUAUCUGCUUUUCAACAUGGUUUAUUUUGCAGACACACAUUAGUAAGAAAUAUCCAGUUCAGUACUCCAGCACUGCCAUAAGCUUCUUUUUGGCCACCAUACAAUGUGCUGUUAUAACGCUAAUUUUUGAAAGAGGUCAUUAUGGGGUGUGGGUUCUAGGCUGGAAUGUCAAGCUUCUUACUGCAAUCUAUUCUGGAGUCAUAGCUUCAGGAGUUGCUUUUUGUUUGAUGGCAUGGUGUAUAAAGAAAAGGGGUCCUAUAUUUACCACUAUGUUUGGGCCACUUGUAUUAGUAAUAGUAGCUUUAUUCGGCUCUAUACUUCUUGAUGAGAAGUUUUAUUUAGGAAGUGUUAUUGGUGCCAUUCUGAUUGUUAUAGGUCUAUAUAUUAUGCUUUGGAGCAAAAGCAAAGAAAUGGAAAAGAUUGUAAAGAUACCAAGUACACCAUCAUCAAUCUCUAGUAGUAAGGAAUCAAAUAAUGUGGAACAAAAAGAAGACUUGAUUAACAUAUAAUAAAAUGGGGAAUUGAGUUGUCAUUAUCAAUAUAAUGUGAAGCAUUAUUUUUAAAUUGUAUCAAAUAUUUUAUUGGAAGAAAUAUACACUUAUUAGUAAUUA